This is a messenger RNA of Dendronephthya gigantea, 1211 nucleotides long. RefSeq names its product oxidoreductase NAD-binding domain-containing protein 1-like. Gene Ontology annotation, molecular function: oxidoreductase activity. The transcript has 7 exons. NCBI's taxonomy places the organism in Eukaryota, Metazoa, Cnidaria, Anthozoa, Malacalcyonacea, Nephtheidae. Gene Ontology annotation, cellular component: mitochondrion. Bases 58 to 915 code for a protein of 285 amino acids. The record is from RefSeq and is a predicted model, not a curated record.
AUCAAGAAGCAUUACAGUAAUCAACGAAGUUCACGGCUGAUUUCUAUCUAAAUUUGUAUGCAAAAUUACGUGCAUUUUAGAAAUAUUUCCAGGGUUUAUAGACACAUGUCAAAGAAUGUCACAAGUACCCAUAUGGAGAAAACAAUAUCAAAACAAAGAGAACCUGUUACUGCUGUUGGAAGGAUAGUGCAGAUUGCACAACUUUCGAAGACCGUGAAGGAGAUUAGCAUUCAUGUCCCGAAUGUUGAGUUCAAGUUCAAAGCUGGACAGUGGGUCGAUUUUAUGAUUCCUGGUGUUGAAACUGUUGGAGGAUUCUCCAUGACGUCAAGUCCAGCAAAACUAGAGAAACACCGUAUAAUUGAUUUAGCCGUGAAAAGAAGCGAUCAUCCACCUGCACAUUGGGUGCAUUCACAGUGUCGCGUUGGAGACGAAGUAUCGUUGACAGUUGGUGGCGACUUUUUCUACGAUCCAAUGACGGAAAAUUCUAAACAAUUGCUCUUCAUUGCCGGUGGAGUUGGAAUUAAUCCACUGUAUUCUAUCAUACAACAAAUCUAUCAAUCCUUAAAAAGCAGCAAUCUUGAUGAAGAUGUUAAGUUUGAACUUCUCUAUUCGGCUUCCGACCUGCAUGAGCUGAUAUUCAAGGAUGAACUCGAUGCCAUAGCUGAAGCAACAGGAAAUUUCAAAUGCCAGAUGUUUGUUACACGAGAUAAACCCGCAACGAACAUCGUAUGGGGCCGUAAAGUUAAACUUGAACGGAUUAGUGCACAAGUAUUGGAAGAGACGUUAAGAAACUUUAAUACAUCCGCUAUGACCGUCUUUGUGUGUGGACCUCCGUCUAUGAUACAGUUCAUCACCAGCGCCUUAAAGAACGCAGGUGUUAGCAAUUCGAAUAUUAAACAGGAGCAAUGGUGGUGAUUUCUCAGGUUAUGACAGGGAGGGACUAUAUACUCCAGUAAUAUUCCAACUUGAUCAGUGGCAUAAACCAAACAUAUUUCCACUUCGUCAGUGAUAACUUCAUGUGAUGGGGGUGAAAAGGUGGUGGAGGAAGGCGGGGGGGGGGGAGGUUUGGUUGCAUGAUAUUUUAAAAAAUUCCAUUAUCAUGCACGAACCGUAAAUACAAUCGCAUUCAGAACAGUCCAGUGGUUCAUAAGUCGUAUAUUAUUAUGAUUAUUAUUUAUGUAAAAGUAAUCACAGCUUUUGAUUGGCCUAAA